Momordica charantia (bitter melon) is the source of this 1982-nucleotide messenger RNA. Its product is annotated as TOM1-like protein 6. The record is from RefSeq and is a predicted model, not a curated record. Gene Ontology annotation, molecular function: ubiquitin binding; phosphatidylinositol binding. Gene Ontology annotation, biological process: protein transport to vacuole involved in ubiquitin-dependent protein catabolic process via the multivesicular body sorting pathway. NCBI's taxonomy places the organism in Eukaryota, Viridiplantae, Streptophyta, Magnoliopsida, Cucurbitales, Cucurbitaceae.
UUUUGUUUUUGUUCAUUUUUUUGGGAGAAAAGAAAGCGGAGAGGGAGAGGGAGAGAGAGAGUGUUUGACGAUUCUGCGUGGUGUGAGAAGAAAACAAGAAAAUCCCUAAAAAGUUAUUCUGAACUUUCCGAUUUCUUUCAUCGUAGGGACGAUGGCGGUUUCUGUUUCAUCAGAGACGAGAGACGAGAGACGAGAGACCGAGGACAGAAGGUAAGCAUGUCUUUAUCCUCUUCUUCAGCGAUUGUGGCAGUGGAGAAGGCGACGAGUGACCUUCUAAUUAGUCCGGAUUGGACCAUGAACAUCGACAUAUGCGAUUCCAUCAAUUCUAAUCAAUGGCAGGCAAAAGAUGUCAUGAAAGCUGUGAAAAGAAGGUUGCAACACAAGAGUCCUAGAGUUCAGCUACUAUCUCUAACGCUUAUAGAAACAAUGGUGAAGAAUUGUGGUGAUUAUGUCCAUUACCAGAUUGCUGAGAAAAAUAUUCUUGGAGAGAUGAUCAAAAUUUUGAAGAAAAAGGCAGAUAUGAAUGUGAGGGACAAAAUAUUAGUGCUACUAGAUUCUUGGCAGGAGGCGUUUGGUGGACCUGGAGGAAAGCAUCCUCAAUAUUACUGGGCGUAUGAUGAAUUAAGGCGUUCUGGAAUUGAAUUUCCCAAACGCUCAUCAAAUGGUGUUCCAAUUUUUACACCACCUGUUUCAAAUCCAAACACAAGGACUACACAAGCUGGUUUUGGAAUGCCUAGUAAUUCGUCAAGGAGGCUUGAUGAGACGAUGGCAACAGAGAUUGAAGGCCUAAGUUUGUCAAGCUUGGAUUCUAUGCGUAAUGUUAUGGAGCUCCUGAAUGAUAUGCUGCAAGCUGUGAAUCCUGGAGACUCUCUUGCUGUUAAAGAUGAAGUUAUUGUAGAUCUUGUCAGCCGUUGUCGUGCCAAUCAAAAGAAGUUGAUGCAGAUGUUGACUACAACGGGGGACGAGGAACUCCUUUGUCGAGGUCUGGAGUUGAAUGACUCUUUGCAGAGUGUGCUUGCAAAACAUAAUGCAAUUGCUUCUGGUUCUGUACUGUCAGCUCAAUCAACAAAUCUGAGCACUCGGCAUUCCGGCUCAUCUGCUGACACACAGAAAGCCAGUGAAAUAAGAGGUUCAAGCUUAAGAGAUUCCAGUCCUCCACCGAAUAUGAAUAAUUCAUCGUCAUCUGCUUCUGUAGCAAGGAACCAGGUAAAUGAGGAUGAUGAAGAGGAGGAUGAGUUUGCACAACUGGCUCGAAGGCACUCUAGAUUACAGCCUGUACCAAGUCCAAGCUAUUCUACUGGAACUGCUGAGAACUUGGCGUUGGUGAGCACAGGCAACACGGUUACUUCAUCUAUGCCACCCUCUACUACUUGCACAGCAUUAGCUCUGCCAGAUCCUCCUGCUCCAGUUAGGACUUCUAAAGAGCAAGACAUAAUUGACCUCUUGAGUAUUACUUUAUCAACAUCAUCAACCUCUCCUCCUGCUCCCCACACUCCACCUCCAUCAAGCCAAAAUACACAUCAGGUGCCCAUGUCGUCGUCGAGUACACAGGGUUAUCAUCAUCAGAGGAAUUAAUGAGCCAGCGGCGGCACCUAUGCGUGGAGGAGACUCAUGGACAGUAGGUGGCCCUAGGAACUUAACACCUUCAACAGCACACAAGCCAUUCAUUCCAUCAUACAGACUAUUUGAAGAUCUAAACGUUUUUGGCAACACAGAUGCAAGACUGAAGGUGGCGAGCAGUAGUACAUCUGCUAGCUUAGCCGGAGCUUCUGGCCAAAGUAUGGUGGGUGGAAGGAAGUGAAAAUAGCUCAUUCAUUAUCUGAAUAUUUUCCAUGUUGGUAUACAAGUAUCUUCUUCAUCUUUGUGAUGUAUUUAAGACAGAUUGGCAGAACAUAGUUUUCAUGUGAUCAUUGAUUAUGGCAUUGAAGCAAAAAUGUGACUUGUAAAUUUUUGUUCUGUUUAUAAAAUCGUCUACUUUGUCA